This is a messenger RNA of Oreochromis niloticus (Nile tilapia), 2228 nucleotides long. RefSeq lists its product as uncharacterized. NCBI's taxonomy places the organism in Eukaryota, Metazoa, Chordata, Actinopteri, Cichliformes, Cichlidae. The transcript has 3 exons. Bases 523 to 1587 code for a protein of 354 amino acids. The record is from RefSeq and is a predicted model, not a curated record.
UGGGCUUCCGGUAAACUUCAAUGUUGAGGUUGCCAUUCUCUUCAAUGUGCACAGCGCAGUCCAGUACGAUUUUUCCACAAAAAUGCAAUAUGAUUAGUGUGUAUACAGGUUACACAGCAAGUUUGGAUCCAUAAAAUUCAGAAUUUCGUGUCCCUUUCUCACGUUUAGUGUGCGUAACAGCCUUUAGCCUUGAGUGGCUAGCUGUAAACAGUUAGCCACUCUGGGCUAACUGUAAACACAAGAUGCAGGAUUUACACUUAGGUUACCAUGGGAAUAUGGGAACAAAAACGGAAUUAUUUAAUUGACCCUGUGCACGAGAAAAUGCUAACUUCCUGGUUUGAGACCGGAUGUGGGGUUGUACAUUUCCGGUAGCUUUAUUUUCCCGUCAAUCGCUACUGCGGAGAUGGACUUCAAAAUGAUGUCUAACAAACAGAAACGGAAAGAUCGGUUUCAAUUACAAAGAGCAGAAGGUGGGACCAUUGCUGUGUCCCGCUGUGUACUGCUGGGGGGAGAUUUAACAAGAUGUUAAGUUUCCACUCCUUUCCCAAAGAUUCUGAAUUGCGAGCACAAUGGCUGCUAAAAAUCAGAAGGGACGGCUUCACAGUUACAACCAGGUCUAGAGUGUGUAGUCGGCAUUUUGAGACAGGAGAGAUCUUCGUGUCUUCCUCUGGUAAGCGUUGUCUUCAGCCGAAAGCUGUUCCCUCCUUAUUCCACUGGAAUAAUUUUUCAAAAAAGACGGAGCGACCCGGAGUUUGGGAGCGCCGACCUCGACCUGUUGAUACCGUGGCUAUGGUAACCGUAGAUUACAACACAGAGGAUGAAAAUGAUGUGUCUGAUAUGCCCAUUACUGGUUGUACUGAGUCUGCUCCAGCCUCCAUUCCCCUGAUUGAAGACCACGACUAUGCAGCAAGUCCUUUGAUUGUGGUAGAUCGCAUUAAAUAUGAAACUAUGUCACGGGAGAUUGAGGAGCUUAGACGGCAGCUUGAGUCGUAUCAUUUGACGCAGGGAUUUGGACUGCAGCGAUGUGCCACAUCACCUGAGGACAUUCGGUACUAUACAAGAUUUCCGUCAUAUGAGCAUUUGAUGGCCUUUUGGAAUCUAAUCCAAGAGGCAACAAGCAGGAUGGUGAGGGUCACCAGUGGUCAGAAGAGCCUUUCCACCAGCACAUCCACCGAGAGCCCUGUAAACAGACCAACUAAAUUGUUGCCAAUUGAUGAGCUCUUCUUGUUCCUGAAUUAUCUGGCAACCGGCUGUACACAAAGGGAGCUUUGUCACAAGUUUAACAUCCACAGAGCUACAGUGAGUAGAAUACUUGUGUCAUGGCCCAACUUUUUGUACACUUUGCUUGGAUCUGUCUCCAUCUGGAUGGCACCUGGCAGAGUGAGAGCAAACUGCCCCGCGGAUUUUAGUGGGACUUAUAAAAAUACCCAGGUCAUUCUGGACUGUACUGAAAUGAGAUGCCAAACUCCCUCCUCCCUUCUGCUCCAGAGCGAGGUAUUUUCAACUUACAAGUUGCACUCCACUUUCAAAGCGCUUAUUGGCAUGUCCCACCAUGGAGCAUUGACAUUUGUCUCAGCACUUUUUUAAGGCUCCAUCAGUGACAAGGAGAUUUUCCGUCACUCUGGCAUCACCUCCCUCCUGACACCUGAGAUGGAUAUAAUGGUGGACAAAGGGUUUCUGGUAGAUGAGCUAGUGCCUGGGAAAGUCCAUCGCCCAGCCUUUUUGUCCAAGCAAGCUCAAAUGUCAGAGUUGGAUGUACUUAGAACCCAGUCCAUUGCACGUCUGAGGGUCCACGUGGAGAGGCUCAUCAGGAGGGUUAAAGAAAACAAACUUUUUGACACUGUCAUCCCUCUCUCCAUUUCUGGGAGUAUAAACCAAAUUUUUACUGUUGCAUGUCUCCUCACAAAUUAUCAAUACGGACCACUGGUCAAAAAAUGGGUGGUUGAUUAAAAGUUUGAAAUGUGUGUAGUGUAGUGUGUUUAGUGGGAGAAGUAGCCAGUUUUGGGAGAAUACUUUACAAUUGUAUUUAGUUACUGAAUACUUAAUUCUUGCCUUUAAAUGUAUUUUGUAGCACAUUCCAUUACUUUGUCUAGUCAGAAUACUGUAUUCUGAAUACUUUGAAUAUCUUUAGAAUGUUGUUAUUAUUUUAAAUUCAUGUAUUUAGUUACUCUCCAAGAAUUUGAGUAGCAAAUUUUGUUACUUAAGUAAAAUUGAUCAACAGCUAACAC